Molecule: messenger RNA, 2060 nt
Organism: Drosophila grimshawi
Lineage: Eukaryota; Metazoa; Arthropoda; Insecta; Diptera; Drosophilidae
Gene: scro
Product: homeobox protein Nkx-2.4
Exons: 7
Coding region: 379-1782 (467 amino acids)
Biological process (GO): cell differentiation; regulation of transcription by RNA polymerase II
Cellular component (GO): nucleus
Molecular function (GO): RNA polymerase II cis-regulatory region sequence-specific DNA binding; DNA-binding transcription factor activity, RNA polymerase II-specific
Source: RefSeq, a predicted model, not a curated record
AGUACUGUUCAGACCUCUUAUUUCAUUUGACGGAAUCGUGUCGAGUGGAUAUUCAUAAUAAAUUCACUGACGUGGGCUUAUAUGUCUUUAAAUUUACAUACUAUACAUAUAUUGUGCAGCAGAAAACAAAAAUUGUGUGUUACAUAUUCUAGUGCUUUAUCAAAAUAAAAUAAUGGCCCUAAAAUAUUGCUUACAGCUUAGCCAAUGCUGGUGCUAAGAUAACUUAAUGCCAAAAAGCUUCACAUUAGUUUAAUCAUUGCAAAUUAUAAUCAAGUGACAAACAAACGAUUCUUAAAAGAAACCAAUUGUUUAAAAAGUGCACCAAAAAUGAGUCAAGUUCAUUAAAUUUGAGUUAACGCUUAGAUUAAAGAUUUUCGUAUGUCAGCGUCAAAUUUAAUUGAUCCAUCACUUAAUGAACGGCGAUGCUUUCGAGCACUACCAGACGAACAGGAGACUAAUUUGGGUAAUGAAGCGGACUUGGUUAUGAGUUUAUCUCAAAAGGACUUACUUAUACCAACAGCGGGUUCUCAGCAGCACCAAUUGGAUCCACUCUCAAAACAUAAUAUAAACGAUAUAUCGACACAGAACACGGUUACCGCUGCAGCCGCUGUCGCGGUUGCACAUCACCACCAUAGUCUGUCUAGUAUUCAGCAUCUGCAAAACCUGCACAGCCAACAUCAAAACACUUUAUUCAACAACAAUCACUCAACACCGUUCAGUGUGACCGAUAUUCUAAGUCCAAUCGAGGAGUCAUACCGCAAACUGGAAAUAAACGGCAACCCGCCGUCUCCGUUUCGAUCCAAUUCAAGUGGUAGUAGUAUUAAUUCUCCUGGAACAAUAACCACAUCAACCAUGGCGAACCCCUAUGCCAUGGGAUCUCUGUAUCAUAGUCCAGGAGUACAAAGCUACUGCGGACCUACAGAUAAUCUCUCAUUGGCGGGACACUACACAGAUAUGAGAGGAUCAGCUUCCUGGUAUGGAUCAACUGCAAAUGAUCCCAGAUUUGCAAUAUCGCGCCUUAUGAGCUCAUCAGCUGGUGGAUCGAUGGGUCACAUGGGCAAUAUGACUGGCUUGGCUGCAUGUAGUGUAAGUGAUGCGAAACCAUUGCAGUUUCCUCUGGCACAAAGACGAAAGCGACGGGUUCUUUUUACGCAAGCUCAGGUUUAUGAGCUCGAGAGAAGAUUUAAGCAGCAACGAUAUUUGUCGGCCCCCGAGCGAGAACAUUUAGCAAGUCUCAUCCAUUUGACGCCAACACAAGUUAAGAUAUGGUUUCAAAAUCAUAGGUAUAAGUGCAAGCGACAAGCAAAGGAAAAGGCAAUGGCUGAGCAAAAUCAACAUAAUCAGUCUGCAAGUUCCCCAAGACGCGUCGCUGUUCCAGUUUUAGUAAAGGACGGAAAACCUUGCUCUGGAGCAAGCAACGCAGCUCAACCACAGUCGCAUACAAACAGCUCCUCAACUUCUGGCAACAACAGCAAUAAUAGCAAUGGUAAUGCCAAUGGCGUUACUGGAACGUCAUCAGUUACUGCCAAUGUACCGAACGUCCUAAAUCUCAUCCCAGGAGAUGCACCCAGCUCACACUCACCUGAUACAUCGUCGUCUCUGAUAGCAAGCUAUGGUGGGACAGUUGGGGGAUCUAAUGCGUCUAUGUUACAACAACCCUGCAAUAAUGCUCUCAUGUCAAAUAGUUUAGCGAUGGCUUAUCGAAACCAAAAUAAUUUUAUUUCGAAUGGGCAUCAGCAGCAGUGUGGAGGUUAUCUACCACUGCAAGGUAGAGCAUGGUAAAAUCAUCAUCAUCAUCUUUAUAUUCUUUUGGUUCUGUUGAAGUGUACUCAAUUCAGUUAUGUGUAAAUCAGCUGACAAAAGAAAUUUUGAAAUACAUACAGCUAUAUUUGAGAUCAAUUUCAUAAAAUGAAAUUUUUGCUUUAUAUACUAGCAAUAGUAAAUAAGUUCUUAAAUAAAUAUACAUACGUCUCCAACAACCUCGAAGAAAAAAACAAAUUAUUAGUAAUAAAUGUAUAUAUUUAUAGGUCAAUGUAUUAUACAAUAAACUGAAAACUUAA